Saxophila tyrrhenica is the source of this 2583-nucleotide messenger RNA. RefSeq names its product DNA cross-link repair protein PSO2/SNM1 (gene pso2). Lineage: Eukaryota; Fungi; Ascomycota; Dothideomycetes; Mycosphaerellales; Extremaceae. Gene Ontology annotation, molecular function: 5'-3' DNA exonuclease activity; damaged DNA binding. Gene Ontology annotation, biological process: double-strand break repair via nonhomologous end joining; interstrand cross-link repair. The record is from RefSeq and is a predicted model, not a curated record. Bases 1 to 2583 code for a protein of 860 amino acids. The transcript has a single exon.
AUGGCGACGAAGACGAGAUCUAACAAGGCGCCUCUGCCUGUCAUAGGCCGGCAAGGUCCUACGGGAUCUGCAAAGAAGCCAGCAGCGGCACCAAAGGCAAAGGACAAGGGCAAUGGAAACAUCAUGAGCUUUUUCAAGAAGGAGAGGGAUAUGGGACUGUUCAUGGAAGACAAGCAGAGCAUGCCAUCUCCUGCUGCUUCGAGUGUCGACGUGGGAGAGGCGGCUGAGAGUCCUGUAGCCGAGCAAGAUGACGUUCGCUUCAACGAGAACGACGGCCCUGUGAAAAGGCGAAGAACAGAUGUGGAGGAGAUAUCAGGAACCAAUGAUUCAAAUGCGGAUGACCAAAACGAUGUUGGUGUUGGCAAACCUCUACCAGACUCAAGCACGCAAAGCAGACCGGGUCCCUUCCUUGAGGAGUCUGACAGCGAGCAAGAUGAGGAGGCUCCAGAAGCUCUCAUUGGCAUGCACGACGGAGACGAAGAAGACGGAGCGAACCACUUACACGUUGGAUUGAAGACGCAUCAGGAGAGUGUGGAAGCCGGACCGUCAGAUGUGGCAGCAGCCGACAACGAGCCCCGGCCGCCUUCGCUUCCAAAAGAAGAAACGAGCUAUGAUGUUGGUCAGGACGAGUUCAAGGAUUUUGAGAAUGGUGACGGCUUCGACGACAUGGAUGACUUCGAUGAGGACCCGUUCGAAGGAGGUGAUGAAUACAUGGAACGUCGAUAUAUGGAGGAGCAGGCGCAGCUUGAAGAAGAUGAGAAAGACUAUGAUGUGCUGCCUCCUGAGUUGACUACCGAAACAAGUGCAUCAGAAGACACGCCUUCCUGUCCUAUCUGUAGCGCCAACCUCGCUGGUCUCAGCGAGCAUGAAGUUGGAUCCCAUGUCAACGACUGCUUGGACGGCAAGCCAUCGACACUCCCGAAAGAAGCACCGAAAGCUAAACACGACCCUAAGCCAAGCAGUCCUGCUUCUACCUCCGCCAAUGCCUUCCGCAAGCCAUCUCGUGCCCCAAAGCCAGGUCAAGCGAAUCCGUUCACGUUCGGCCAGCCCAGCACAAACGGUGGCUCAGCGUUCAACAAGCUCAUGUCCGGUCAUGCUGAGGAUGCCGCAUGGGCGGAAGCAGCUGCCGCUGAGCAUUCAUCCAGAGGGAAGCCAGCGUAUACACGUACCUGUCCUUUCUACAAGAUCAUGCCAGGCUUGUUCAUCUGUGUUGACGCCUUCAGAUAUGGUGCUGUGCAAGGGUGCCAGGCCUACUUCUUGAGUCACUUCCACAGUGACCAUUACAUCGGCUUGACCAGUUCCUGGAGCCACGGUCCUAUUUUCUGUUCGAAAGUCACGGGUAACCUGGUGCGGCAGCAGCUGAGAGUUGACCCAAAAUACGUGAUUGAUAUGGAGUUCGACAAGACGGUUGAGGUGCCCAACACGAAAGGCGUAAGGGUCACAAUGAUCCCAGCCAACCAUUGCCCUGGCAGCUCACUCUACCUCUUCGAGAAAGUGACCGGCAAGAAGCCAAACGGCGAUCCCAAGAUGCAGCGCAUACUCCACUGCGGCGACUUCCGAGCUUGCAGAAAGCACAUUGAGCACCCACUGUUGAUGCCGAACGUGCAAGACAAGGUCAGUGGUAAGACGAAGGAGCAGAAGAUCGAUGUUUGCUAUCUUGACACGACCUAUCUCAAUCCGAAGUAUGCAUUUCCGAGCCAGGAGAAUGUCAUAAAAGCCUGUUCGGAUAUGUGCAUCAGCCUGAGCAAGCACUCUGUCGAUGAGAGCGAUGGCUGGGAGCAGAUGAAGCGACAGCGAGCUGGCGAAGGCAUGGCUAAGUUUGUUCGCAAAGAGUCGAACCCCAGCAUCAAACAGGAGCCACCUGAUGAAGAUGAUAUCGAUGGCAUGAAGCUUCAGCAGAAUCCAAAUGGCAGCCAGCAGGUCUUCUCCACCUCCAACACGCCAAAUGUCGAAAGCGGCCGUGGCAGGUUGCUAGUCGUUGUCGGCACCUACAGCAUCGGCAAAGAGCGCAUCUGUAUCGGCAUCGCGAAAGCACUCGGCUCCAAGAUCUACGCACCACCUUCCAAGCAACGCAUAGUAGCCGCGCUGGAGGACCCGGAACUCAACGACCGCAUGACGAACGACCCUCGCGCAGCACAAGUCCACAUGACGCCCCUCUUCGAGAUCCGAGCAGACACUCUGGACGACUAUCUCAAAGACUACUUCCCACACUUCACCCGAGCCGUCGGCUUCCGACCAAGCGGCUGGAACUAUCGCCCGCCCAACUCCCGUUUCACAGAAUCACCCAGUGUACAGACGGUGCUGACUAGCGACAACUGGAAGAGCACUUACAGCAUGAAAGAUCUCGUCCCACAGCGCGGAAGCUCGAGCAGGGCGUCUUGUUUCGGUGUACCGUACUCGGAGCACAGCUCUUUCCGGGAGCUGACGAUGUUUUGUACGGCGCUGCGGAUCGAGAAGGUGAUUCCGACGGUCAAUGUGGGGAGCAAGAAGAGCCGGGAGAGGAUGAAGGCUUGGUGUGAGCGGUGGGCGACGGAGAGGAGGAAGAAUGGGCUGUAUGAGCUGCCCGAGGAUGGGAGUUGGUAG